UCUACCUUUUUUGUCUCCUCUGAAGUGUGUCCCCGUGUCUAUUUAUAUUAAUUCCUUUCUGUUUGUCUGUCUCCUCUGUCCUCUGGCAGGGCAAUAGAGAGCGGGAGGACCACAACAACCACAGAGCUUUUGCGUGUCCUUGUCAACAGUCACAGUGGGAAUUCACAGUGCUGUCAGUAAACCUAGCCAGCGUUCUGCUCAGGAUAACAGGCAGGAAGAGCAGCUACUGCUACGUUCCCACCUCCUGGAUGUAUAUCAAUUGCAGCUGAUAUUAAUAUCUCCUAGACCCUAUUUGUGUAUGAGCCAGUGAAACAAAUCUCUCAAACACUGCAGGCUGGUCUCUGCUUUGUCCCGAAGGAAGCAGCAGCAGCUCUGUGUUUGUCUUUUGGUUGGUGGCAGAACAGGAACAUGUGGUCACGCAGCAGCCAAUGCCGAGCUGAGAGCAGAUGAUCAGAGCUGUCAGAUCAGCAGCAGCAGCAGGACUGGCAGCGAGGAGUUCUGCUGCCCCUCUGCAGAAAGAAAUCCCCCCUAAAAAAGACAGGACAGAAAAGAGGAGGUGGAGAGGCGGGGGGAGUUGUUUGGUUCUGGAGUAGAAGAUGAGGAUGCGGUGGGAAGGGGAUGUUGCAGAAGUGGCUGCAGAGAAGCAAAAACAAACAACAGGACAUGCUGUGAGAUUCAAGUCUCAGGAUGUAGGCACUGUAUCCGAAGAGUCCUCAGUCAAAGUGUGUCUGUAAACGCACCAUAACAUCAGAGGACUUGUUGUGUUUCAAGGAGAGCGAAGGUGGAGAGGUGGCCCCAUCACUUCCACUUAGGAUGACAAAUUAGUCUUUAUUCAGCAAGGAGCGAAGGAUCACCUCGAGGAUCAGAUGUUGUCCACAGCUCAGCAGAUGCUGCAAGAUAGCCGCUCCAAGAUCGAGCUGAUCCGACUGCAGAUUAUCAAAGUCACCCAGGCUGGCAGCGGCAUCGGUGGGGAUGGUGGCGGGAACCAAAACAGCCCCACUCAUAGAGAGAUCUCUGCUGUCAGUGUCAGUCCUGCGGACGCUCAUUUGGCCGAGUUGCAGCACUACAUGCAAAGAGAAACAGAUGCAUUGAUUCUGGCCAAAGAUGUGGUCAAACAGCUACAGGGGAUCCCAACGAUGGACCAGAAGGCUCUGGCUGAAGCUCAGUCUCGGGUGCAGGAAUAUUCCCAGAAGCUGGAUCUUCUGCAUCUAUCACUGGAGAAACGCCUGAAGGAAAAGCACCAGAAGCCUCUACAGCAGCCUGCAAAGGGGCUCGACCUUUCAGGGGGACCUCCAUCACCCCUGAACCCCAUACGUGGGUGUCCCCUCUCCUCCUCGCCGUCCAUUUUGUCCAUCAAACCUGCAUCUUUAACCGGAAAACUUGAAGUCAGUCUUCUUGGAUGUGAGGAUUUAUUGAACCCAAACUCGGAGCAAGAAAACCCUCGGAGUCCCACUGAAGACAGUUCACAGAGUCCUCACAAGACCUGCAGCUUCUCCACAGAGAUCAGUGCCGUGCUGCGGCUCGAUGGAAGAGUGGUUGGACGGACAUGUUGGGCGGCCAUUGGCAGGGUGAGCUGGGAUCAGACCUUCUACAUCCAGCUGGAGCGGUCUCGAGAGCUGGAGGUAUGUGUAUUCUGGAGGGACUGGAGGGCGAUGUGUGCAAUUAAGUUCCUGCGACUGGAGGAGAUGAUGGACAACUCAAAUCACAACCAGGGGUUCAGCCUGGAGCCGCAGGGACUCCUCUACACCAAGUUUCAGUUCAUCGAUGCUGUGGUGGAGCGGCAGCCCAAACUGAGACGUCAGCGAUGCAUCUUCACCAAAGAAAAAGGGAAGAACUUUCUCCGAGCUGCCCAGAUGAACAUGAACUUUGCCACGUGGGGUCAUCUGAUGAUGAGCAUCCUCCCUCGCUACAGCUCAUUCACCACCUUCAGCUCGCAUCUGUCCACCACCUCCGACUCGGUGGCCGAUGAUGCCUCGCAUCCGGUUGAAAAGGAGCCUCAAACCACUACUUCACUGCCAAGCAAAGCUCCGGUAAUCAGCUUCCCCGAGGAUCCGCCGCCUCCCGUCGGUCUGGACCAGGGGGAUAACCCCCCCGGCAUCGUCACCACAACACACAAGAUGUCACCUGUGCCUGCGCUGCAAGAAAAACUGUUAUCCAUAAACACCACUGAAGGAAGUGAGGAUCCGCCUGUUUCUGCUCCAAAGAUGCAGAUGGAAGAUUUCAAAUACAUCUCGGUUCUGGGACGUGGACACUUUGGAAAGGUUCUUCUGGCAGAGUUUAAGAAGACAGAAAAACUGUAUGCCAUUAAAGCCUUGAAGAAGAGAGACAUCGUGACUCGUGAUGAGGUGGACAGCCUCAUGAGCGAGAAAAGGAUCUUUGAGAUGAUCAACGCCUCCAGACAUCCGUUCCUGGUCAACCUCCACGGCUGCUUCCAGACCAGCGACCACGUCUGCUUCGUCAUGGAGUAUUUACCAGGCGGCGACCUCAUGAUCCACAUCCACAACGAUGUCUUCUCCGAGGCUCAGACCAGGUUUUAUUCAGCGUGCGUCGUGCUGGGUUUGGAGUUUCUGCAUCUGAAUAAAAUCAUCUAUCGAGAUCUGAAGCUGGACAACUUGCUGAUGGAUGCAGACGGAUUUGUGAAAAUCACAGAUUUUGGACUUUGUAAAGAAGGAAUGGGUCACGGAGACCGAACCUCAACUUUUUGUGGGACUCCAGAGUUUCUGGCCCCAGAGGUCCUGACAGACGACAACUACACCCGAGCGGUGGAUUGGUGGGGGAUGGGCGUCCUCAUCUACGAGAUGCUUGUUGGAGAGUCUCCGUUUCCUGGUGAAGAUGAGGAGGAGGUGUUUGACAGCAUCGUCAAUGACGAUGUGCAGUAUCCAGCUUCUCUUCCUCCUGAUGCUGUCUCCAUCAUGCAGAAGCUGCUGAAGAAGAACCCGGUGAAAAGGCUCGGAGCCGGAGAAAGAGACGCCAACGAGGUCAAAGGAGAGAAAUUCUUCGAGAGGAAUACUGUGCUGCCGUUCCUAUGCAUCACUGUGACAGGCUUUGCUCACUGCCUUGACGAAAGAAACAAGUUAAAGACAUUAAAUCCAACAUUUCAUGUAUUUGUCGGUCACUUCUUCGUAGGAGUCUCCUUUGGCUGACCAGUUGCUACAACACAGGAAGAAAUGCAUGGCACUGUGGGGAACUUGUGUACUAGAAAUUCUGCAGUCAUUAGCAUUAUAAGAGAAGCCAUACGUAGCGUUAUAUAGCCAUAAUAGUGAGAACGUGUCUUUAUUUUUACUUAAGCAAAUUAUAUGCUGUGAUGCUGAGAUCUAAUGAUGACGUUGUAAUAAGAGACCCGGGGAGGGGCGGGGAUAAUGCAUGAAGCUACUUAGACAAACAGAAAAGCCAAUAUUUUCUCCCAUGUUCUCAUUACUGAGCCCGUUUACAUGCACAUUACAAAUCUGAUUAUUUUUUCAACCUAACUUGUUUACUUGAAGCAGUGGGAAGUUGGUCUAUAAACAAAGUAAAGCAUCACAUGUUGUCUAUUCUGCAGGCUUAUUAGCUUCCACGUUAGCAGCUAACACUUAGACUGCGGGCCCGGUGGUUUAACAAAGACUGGCUGUUUUAAAAAUAACAGGAUAGACCAGAGUUUUCUAAUAUUGCAUUUCAGAAAUACACAUAGAUGUGUAAGAUCUGAUAAUUAAAAUGAUAUCAGAUUUGAUGUUCAUGUAACUGAGCUUAACGAUGGAAGCAAAUAUUGGGUUUUAAAGAGUAACUUAACUCAGUACAAUGAAUUAUGUACAACACAAUGUAUUAUAGUAUUAUUUGGUAUUGUCCCAACAUGUAGGCACAGCAAUUGUCUUCCAAAAGUGAGUAAUUCUGUCCUUUUGAUCCCACUACUAAUCAACCAUAAAUUAGGAUAAGAGCAGGCCAAUAUGUAAAGAGAGAGUUCUGUCCGUCUUUGACGCCCUUUAAGGACGAACGUUUGGCUCGUUUUUCAGAGAGCUUGCAGAUGUGUACCCAGAUGUAUCAAACGUAGCAGUGGUGCUGGAAACUGCAGGGGCAGCAGACAGAGCUGCAGGGUAUUUACUGGCCCCACAGACAGACCACCACUGUCUACUGCAUGGUUUCAUGUCUCUUUCUGAGAUCUUGUCCAUCGUUGCUAUGUUAGCUAUUGUCUGAAACUGACGCUGGAACUGGGAAGUGGAGUUUCCACUGGAUUAGACGCUGCCUCUGUUAGCAUGGAGAGCAUAGGAAUACUAGCAUGCUGAAGCUAACUAGAUUAGCUACAAUGUUAGCUUAUCUUACUUAAUUUAAUAUGCUACUGGCACCAACCGCUGACAGCCUAAGGUUCCCGUCAUAAACUAGAAAUAAUUAUAAUAAUUUAACACAGCUGCCAAGAAAGUAUCUGUACUUACUGAUGGGUAAACCACAGUUCUGUUUAACAGUUGUUUUUUUUUAUCAUGACAGUAUUUACAGAACAUUGUGUAUGUGAAUAAACAAACAAACAUAACAGAAGUUCUGUUUAACUGCUUUGGUGAACCUGUGGACUGCCAUCUGCUGGAGAGCAUCUUAUGCCAACAAUUUAUGUUUAUUUUACCAGGAACCACAUUAAAUACACACUUUUUUUUCUUUUCUACAUAGAAACUCUUUAAAACCCUGUAGUUGCCAACAGGGUACCCCACACUCUACCGCUAGCCAGUUAAGACAAGCUAACGUUGUAGCUAAUCCAGUUAGCUUUGACAUGCUACUAACUAUCCAUCCAUCCAUCCAUUAUCUUGACCGCUUAUUCCAUGUGGGUCGCGGGUGAGCUGGAGCCUAUCCCAGCAUUUUAACAGGUGAGAGGCAGGGUACACCCUGGACAGGUCACCAGUCUGUCGCAGGGCGCUACUAACUAUGUAGAUGAUUUAGUAGGUCGUCUAUGUACAUCAUGUUGGAACUCAGAGGUGAACGCUAAACUCUGUACUGCCCUCUGGUGGAUGUAAUGGCUAACAACCAUGCAAACAUAAAGGACAGUAAUGUUUGAAACGGACAUGUCUAUUUAUGUACUAAAGGGGGCAUAAAAGUGUGAUAAACAAAAUAAAAUGAACAUUUACCCUGUAGGAUGUUUGCCAGCUAAGAAACGGUAAUCCCAAGUCGAGGCAGAGGAUCACCAGCUUAGGGAUGCCAGUUGUUAGCCUCUCCAAGCUAAUGCAUACCCAAACUAUAGAUAAUCAAUCCUGUGUUAAAGUUACUUCCCAGAUAGAAUAAGUAGCUGUGCUCUAAUUUACCACUGCUGACUAUUCAGUUGCUAAAUUUGGCUUAUUGUUGGUUAGAUCAAUAGAACAGUAGCUGCCAAGUAUUUAUCUUCUUCUGAUUGCCCAAUAGUCUUAUUUUUGGACUGUUUAUUUUGCCAUACAUAAAUGCCCACUAAAUAAGAAAUACUUCGCAAAGACAGCAAAAUAAUUAUUUUAGCCAGAAAAAAAAGAACCUGUAGAUUAAAUCUGGAUGAACUGUGUACCUACAAAAAAGAGGAGUGAAAAUCCAACUGGUGAGAGGGUACUCCUGAUUUUAAGCUAUAUUAUAAGUUAAGUUGCUCUUUAAAUAAACAGAAAUACUGGUCAGAGACUCAGAGCUAAUGAGUUUAAUUCUUCAAUAAGACCAGUAUUUCCAUUAAUGGUAAGUCCUGCUGAAGUGUCCCUGAGUUUUGUCUUGCGGUGGAUAACAGGCAGCUGAAUGAGGAAGCUGUUCCAGGACAGUCGGGUGGUUUAGCUGUUGUAGCACUUUACGUUAUGCUGCUGAAUAUUACGUGUUAUAUGUGUGUCAGUCCUGUAUUUAUGUGUGUAUGUGAAGCAUCAU
This is a messenger RNA of Melanotaenia boesemani (Boeseman's rainbowfish), 5823 nucleotides long. RefSeq names its product serine/threonine-protein kinase N2-like. Gene Ontology annotation, biological process: peptidyl-serine phosphorylation; intracellular signal transduction. The record is from RefSeq and is a predicted model, not a curated record. Lineage: Eukaryota; Metazoa; Chordata; Actinopteri; Atheriniformes; Melanotaeniidae. The transcript is spliced from 20 exons. Gene Ontology annotation, molecular function: ATP binding; protein serine/threonine kinase activity. The coding region runs from base 867 to 3143 and encodes 758 amino acids.